ACGAGGCUGACCGGGUGUAGGACAGGGAGACAAAGGGAAGCGUUAGAGGAAACGUGAUUCCGGCGUCCUUCGAAGGCCGGUGUUCGUUGGCGUUGGGACCGUCUGCUUAUGAGUAACUCCCGCCACGGGCGUGACUCAUCCUAUCUCUAAGCCGAGAGAUCUUAUGCUGUACCACCGCCAGCUGGUUCUUAAUUCAUGCCAUGGCGCGUUGUGGGAGGGAUUCGGUCUCCAAGGGCUCUGGAGGGCCCUGGGAAGAAAAUGGAAGAAAAGGCGACGAGAGGGGUUCCUCGGAGAGGCGGAGGCUGAAGGAGUUGGUGGCUGAGCAACUGAGGCGCGAUAUGGAAAGACUUCUUGAAGAAGAAAUCCAAACCGACAUCACUUUCUGUGUUGGCAAUAUGCUGUUCAAAGCUCACAAGGCAGUACUUUUAGCAAGAGUUCCAAACUUCUUUCUGCAUGUUGUUGGAAGACAUUUAAAUGCUUGUUACAACUAUAAAGCUUUUGAUCUGGAAUAUUUGGAACCUUCAGAAUUUAAAACUUUCCUGCAGGCUGCAUAUUCAUCUGAUCAAGGCAUCACAGAGGCAGAGCAAGAGAUUCUAAAGAAAAAAGUGUCAAAGCCUGAAUUAGCAAAGGAAAAUGAAAGUCUGAAAGUCAACAGUCUACACAACGAUCAAAUAUGUAUAGAGCAGAGGCUGGGAAACCAUGAAAGGACAUCUGACCAUCACUGGCUAUCCUGCAACACAGCUGUAGAAACAGAUUGUGCUGCUUCCUCUGUUGCUGCUAGUGACAUUCCUACAGAAGCUGCUGAUGCUGAGGGUGAUGAAACUAUGUCAGAAAUCACAUCUGGCUUAGGAAAAGACCUGUUGAUGCUCUACCAGAAUUCUUGGUUUUCAGAUAUUAAUAUUUGGAUUGAUGAAAAGCCAUUUGAAGUGCACAGGGCUAUUCUUUGUGCCAGAUCUAGUUACUUUUCUGCUAUGCUGAACGGAAGCUGGGCAGAAAGCUCUCAAGAGCAUGUCACCCUUCAAGGCAUAAGUCAUGCAGAAAUGACUGUCAUUCUGCAUUUUAUCUAUGGAGCAGUUCUGGAGUUCCCCCCAAAAGUAAAUGCUGGAUAUAUACUGAGCAUUGCAGACAUGUAUGGAUUAGAAGGUCUAAGAGAAAUAGCUAUAUACAUUCUGAAAAGAGACUACUGUAACUUCUUUCAAAAGCCUGUGCCUGGGAAGCAUCAGCCUGUUCUAGAAUGUCUGGCUAUUGCCCAAUCAACAGGAGCAGAACACCUUUAUGAUGCAUGCAUGAAGUGGUUGGUACAAAAUUUUGCAAGGUGUUGGUCAGAAAAAAACUUUGCUAAUUUAUCUUCUGAGCUCCAAAAUAGUUGUCUUACUGCAUUGAUUGAUUCUUUGAGCCCACAGAAUGCAGCCCAUCUUUUGAUGGAAACCAACAGGCUGCUUACUAGUCUUCCCCAAGUGAAAUGGACUGAAACAGCUCGAACUUUGGCAUCUAGACUGCAAGAAGAAUGUAUGGCAUUUAUGGUGACAAAUUUUCCAGAAAUAAUACAAAGUGAAAGCUUUUUAGCCCUCUUACAGGCUCAGGCCAUGAGCAGUAAACCUGACCUUCUUGAUCAAGUGUUUGAAGCAGUCAAGAAAGAUGUUACUACUGAAAAUAGUUGUUGCCUUCUUAUAGCAAUGGACACUUUGCUCAGUUCUUCAAAUGUGAAAGAGAUGGGGUUUAUGUGCAGGAUCCAGGCUCUGCGUGAUAAACUGUGGAUCUUCCUGCUUCAGUCAUUUUUUGCUGUUCGACACACGGAGGGUUGGAAACUGCUGAAGGCAGCUGAUCAGGAGAGAAUACAAGCAGCUGCUGUUGACAAAGGAGAUGACAGAAGACCUACCAAAAAGCCCAUAUUCAGUAGUUCUCAGUUAAACCGAUGCUUUGCUGGAACUUGUGGUAUAAAACAUACCGCUUGGAAAGCAAGUCAAAAGGAAAACUCUUCGUGUAAUUCCUCUGCUAAUCAGGGUAAGAUGAAAUCUGAUGGGUUAGGAGCAUCUGGCCAUACCUCAGCUACCAACCGGAACAGCAGUAAUAAAGCUUUGAAGCAUGACGAUUUAAAGGGGAAAGACAGUAAAAAAGCAGUUUGUAAGAUGAUGAAGGAAUCCAAAAUGGGAGAGAAAAUGCCUUCACCAAAGGCUAGAGCUGUUAUAAAGCCCAAAGUUGAAAAUAACGGAAAUGCUAAGAUUGAAACUUUGUUUGCCAGACAAGAUUCUGACCGGGCCUUACCUUCUAGUGGGCACAAAAAUGCAGGAAGCAGCAAAAUGUCAAAAAAUCAAGAAGGUAAAACAACAGGUGCCCGUCCCAAAGUAUUCCCAGGAAUCUCAAGUGUACAGAUUAAAGCAAAACCUUUGAAGAAGACAGUUGGAAAGGAAUCUCCUUCUCUUAUGAGCACAGAUACUCUAAGCAAAUCAACCAAUUCAAGUCCAGAUCUGCGGAUGUCCAUUGAAAAAGAUGACCCCAAAGAGGAAAAAGCAGAUGAAGGCAAAAAGCAAUCAGUUUUGAAAACAAAAUCUGCUAUGAAGGUGACUAAUGGAGCCUUUUCCAAAAAACACGUUAAUGACCUUGAGGCUAAUAGUCAAAUGAACAGCGUUACAAGGAAAUGCACUGGGAAAAGCAACACUGACCAUAUACCACAAGCAGUUGUGAAGAAAAGGGGAAAUGAAGCUGGCAGUUCUAUGCCUCAACAGAAGACAAAGAAUAUAGCUAAUGCUACAAAAAACCAAAGUCUACAGGCAGAUUUGUCAAAUCCACUUAAGGCUGCCCUUUCUCCAAAACAGAAUGAAGAAAAAAGUAUGACACAACACAUGACACAGCUAGAGAAACUAACUUCACUGAAGAAAAAGGCAAAAUCUUCACAAGUAACUUCAGUUAAAGCUACUGCAAAAAUAAUAACAACCAAAAACCAAACUCAUGCAAAGAAGAUUGAAAUGACAAGCAAUAAGGAACAAAAACAGAAGAUAGUUAGUGUACUAAAGCUUUCAUCAUCAAGCCAGAAGCCUUCUAGAAGCGAAUCACCAGUUCUAAAGAACAUACAUGGAGAAGAGCAAAAGAAUUCAGAGCUUAAACUUGAAAACUCUACUUUGGGAGAUCAACCAUGUGGCAAUCACAAAUCUAGUCCAGAGAACAAACAUGAUAGUGGAACAUCUUUACUUGAAUUACAAAAGCAGAAUAUACCUAUUUUGGAAAAAAUUAUUCCCCUUGAGGAGGUGGAUUGCAAGGGAGAUUUGGAACCUUCUUGUGUUUCAGAGCUGAACGUGUCAAUGAAGUAUGAUGAAAUAGCCAAACAAAUUCAUAACAAUAAUGAGAAUGAUAAAUCUCCUAUAAAUAAAAAGAUGGAACAAUGUACUGCUAUUGAACUGCACCCUAUUAAAGGUCAUGAGAGUAUUACAUGUGGGAAUAUCAACCAGAAUACCACACAUCUGACUUUAAAUGAAAUGUUAAAAUGCAAAACACUUCCAGAGUCUGUUGCUUGCCAGAAUUUCUUGGAAACUUUAACAAAAAAUGAGAACCAUUUGGUACAAGAAAAAUCAGUUGUCUGUUUUGAUACCUUGGAAGCUGAAAAGAAUAUUAACCGUGCGAAUGGCCCAACACAUAGGCUAUCACAAACUGCCAGUGAUGGUUCAAACUGUGAACGUGAAGAGAAAAAAUCUUCUACUUCUAAAACCUUUGUGGUAGAUUCUGAAAGUGCUGACGAAUUUUCUGACAAGUCUGCCUUGACUGACUCACAGUUGGCUACAGUGGAAUCAGAACCUGCUUCAAAAUCUUACAUAGGGCAAGUUGCAGAAAAAUGCUCAUCUAAAGACACUGAUACUACAGAAACUCCAGAAAGUCAUGAAAAUUCAGAAGCUCCAUUUACUGAUCAAUGGAAUUUAGGUUCCAGUGCACUCGAUCCUAAAGAAAGUCCUGAAUCAGAUACUGGCAGUGCAACAACAUCAUCAGAUGAUAUAAAGCCAAGGUCAGAAGACUAUGAUGCAGGAGGUUCUCAAGAUGAUGAGGGAUCAAAUGAAAGGGGAAUUUCAAAAUGCAGUACCAUGUUAUGCCAUGAUUUCCUUGGCAGAAGCAGUAGUGAUACAAGUACACCUGAAGAACUAAAAAUGUACGAUACAAGUCUAAGAAUAGAAGUAAAAAUGAAAAAGGAAAACUCUGAUCUCUUUCGGGUAAUUUCAACAAGUGAUGAGGAAAUCCCUAGAAAAAAGCCUGAAACAACCUGGUUGUGUCAAAGUGUAGAAAGACAGAGUGGAUCCAGUGGGAGUAAUGCUAAUUUUGCUACUACACAAUUUCCGCAAGAAGCUGAUCAGGUUUCUUCUUCGGCAGAUGAGACAGAAGAGGAAAAGUCUGAAAAUGAAAAUGUUGUAGAAAAAAUGCCUCCAUCAGAAGUUCCUGUUCAGCAGUUCCAUGGGAUAGUGAAUCUAGCAUUUGAUGAUGCAACAGAAAAUGAUAUUGAAAGUCAAGAAUUCUCUGCCACUAAAAAUUUUAAGCGCUCUGUAUUACUGUCAGUGGAUGAAUGUGAAGAACUGGGAUCUGAUGAUGGUGUAGAGGUUCAUACUCCUCUUCAGUAUACUUUGGAUGCUGCAACACCUUCUGAUGUAUUUGAUAGCGUUUCCCAGGAGCAUCAUAGCAAGACAUUUUAUUCAAGAUACUCUCUGGAGAUUGAGGAUGGAUUCCUGGAUUGUAAGGGAGAUGACAAAGAAAGGUUGCACAAAAAUGAGAACCCCUCUAUAGAUCCUCAUGACAGUGAGCAAAAAGUAAAAGAUACUCCAGCUACUUCAGUUACAGAGCAAAAAUGCAUGGAGAAAGCUGAGAAAAUAGGACACAGCCAACCUUCCACAGAAGCUAAGUGUGAAGAAAGUAAUGGCUUUCAGUGCAAUAAAGUUUUAGACAAUGACACAAAAACUCAAGGAAGACCUUGUCACUUGGAUCUUCAUCAACGCGAUAAUACUGACUUACAGAAGAACAGCUCUACAAAACCUGUAGAUCCAUAUAAGAGUCACUUCCUGGCUCAGGAAGGUAACAUGAAAGAGAGUGAGUCAGCAUCCCCUGAAUACACUGCUUUACCUGCAGGAGACAUAGAUGAUUGUGACAGAUUGACACAAACCUGCAUGUAUGAGCAUCGGCCUCCAAAAACCCUUUCUCCAAUAUACGAGAUGGAUGUUGGAGAAGCUUUUGAGCAGAGGAUGGAGUCUGAGGUGAAUUUUCUAGAUAUGGAUUUUGAAGACCAUCAGUUUGCCGAACAGGACUGGACUCUUCUCAGGCAAUUGUUAUCUGACCAGGAAUCAAACUUGGACAUCAAAAAUUCUGUUCCCGAAGACCUGAACUUAGCACAGUAUCUCAUCAACCAAACACUAUUUCUGGCACGAGACAGUUCACAACCUCAGGGUAAAGCACAGAUUGACACUUUCAGUAAGUGGACAGAACUAAUAUCUCCACUGGACGAUUCUUCAGCAAGCAUCACAGUGGCAAGUUUUUCCUCAGAAGACUGUUCUUCCCCACAUGGGGAGUGGACAAUUCUUGAACUAGAAACCCAUCAUUAAAGUAUCUUUUUGAUACUUUACAGGACUCCUUCCCUCUUUUUCUUUCCCUCCCUCUGCAAGUAAAUAUUUUGCAAUAUUUCCAUACAAUAAAUAUUAUAUUGGUCAGGCAUGAGUGGUCCAAUUCUAACUAAAAUUUAUUUGCAGGUAAAAUCAUUUAAGUGGAUGGUUUCUAAAAAGCAUUUGCAGCCAUUUUUGUCUUGUUUUUCUUAGGAAGAAUUCUAUAUGGAAAAAAUCUUGGCUUACUGUAUUCUUACUCAUCACUCAGUCAUACCUUCCUGGAUGCUCAAUGAAUUAAAAUGGGAAUGCAAAAAAAGUAGUGCUAUCCUUUUUUCCCCUAUCAUUCUCCAUUGAGUAGCUUCUUCAAAUAAGAGAUUCACAGUGAUUAUGUCAAGAUGUGUGCCGACAGUACUUUAAAUACUAGAAAUGUAUGUUUGAAUUUGCCGGAAAGUUUUGAUGCAACUGUUUUUGAAUUUCUUUAUAAACAGCAGCAUGUGGGUUUGUUUUCUCUGACUUGAUUUUGUACCUUUUUUGUUUUGAAAAAUUUCAAUAAAUUUUUAAAUUGCUUAAAUAUAAGACAACGCAUAACUAUUACUGGAAUG
Molecule: messenger RNA, 6169 nt
Organism: Candoia aspera
Lineage: Eukaryota; Metazoa; Chordata; Lepidosauria; Squamata; Candoiidae
Gene: BTBD8
Product: BTB domain containing 8
Exons: 18
Coding region: 201-5570 (1789 amino acids)
Molecular function (GO): protein binding
Source: RefSeq, a predicted model, not a curated record